This is a messenger RNA of Bufo gargarizans (Asiatic toad), 645 nucleotides long. Its product is annotated as zinc finger protein 2-like. The annotation marks the transcript as partial. Gene Ontology annotation, molecular function: DNA-binding transcription factor activity, RNA polymerase II-specific; RNA polymerase II cis-regulatory region sequence-specific DNA binding. The record is from RefSeq and is a predicted model, not a curated record. The transcript has 2 exons. Gene Ontology annotation, biological process: regulation of transcription by RNA polymerase II. NCBI's taxonomy places the organism in Eukaryota, Metazoa, Chordata, Amphibia, Anura, Bufonidae.
GAUCCCCCGUGUAAGAGUGAUGUGGAGGAGGACAUUCCAGGAGAUGUCACCACAGAAAAUCCCAGUAAAAAUUUGGAGGGAAACGUCAUGUUAUCAGUAUCGGAUGAAGAUAAUAUUAAUCGUUCUUCAGGAGGAGACCUUAUUACCCUUAAUGUACAUUCAGAAGUUCACGGUACAGAUCUGUCAUAUAAUCAUGAAGACUCUUCUGACCAAUCACAGAUUGUUUCCACAAGUACUGGGGGUGAAAAGUUUCAACGUGGUAAAGAGUUCGCAAAAAGCUUACAUCUUUCUACACCACAAAUUCACACAGGAGAGAAGCCGUAUUCAUGUUCAGAAUGUGGGAAAUGUUUUACAGAAAAAUCUAAUCUUGUUUUACAUGAGAGAGUUCACACAGGAGAGAAGCCAUAUUCAUGUUCAGAAUGUGGGAAAUGUUUUACAAAGAUAUCACAUCUUGUUACACAUAAGACAAUCCACACAGGAGAGAAGCCAUAUUCAUGUUCAAAAUGUGGGAAAUGUUUUAAACAGAGUUCAGAACUUGUUACACAUGAAAAUAGUCAUAUAGGAGACGAGCUGUACUCAUGUUCAGAUUGUGGUAAGGGUUUUACAGAUAAAUCAAGUCUUGUUAGACAUGAGAGAAUUCACACA